AUGGCGUCAUUGCACAAUGCACAUGCUAAGGGUAGAUUUUUCACAUCGAUCUGCCAUUAUUUUUUAGGUCGAGCCUGUCAAAUAGUUAAAAACGAGUCGAGAUAUAUCAAACGCAAAAGGCAAGUCCAUGGCCAUGCCAUCGUUUCAUUUUAUGCAGUCCAUGGCCAUGCCAUCUCCCGCUUCUUUUGGUGGCUGAUUUGUGCCUCGACCAACGUCCAACCUGGUGGUACACCUGGACGGAGGGUUGAAGCUAAGGUGCUUCAGACUGAGGCCGUCGGUAUGGUAUGGGUUAGCUUCCCUUCAAGGGUUGGCUUGCUUCUAUUGUUGACUGACAAGCCACGUGAUCUCACCCAUCCUGGACCACCAGGGGAACCCACUGGUUUACAAGGGUUAGUAUACCCGCUAGCCAGCAUACCAUGUACUAUGGUAGAGUGUGGUGGCCACCCGGUGACAAGUUUACCCCCCCAGUUGGAGAGGAAAGGCGGACUUGGAGAAGCAGCCAUUAAAAAGGGAUUCAAAACCUUUGCUGGAAAUAGAACCAUUGGCAAUCGCAAAUCGGCCACCAGUUCUCCUGGUAUAGCGCCAACACCAUUUGUGGUCCAUACCCACAUUGAUUGGAGAGUUUGGGCAAACGAGAGAAUUGAUUCUCACUGGCAAGAUCAAGCUGAACAAUUACCCAAGCCAGUCAUAGCAUAG
This is a messenger RNA of Trichoplax adhaerens, 696 nucleotides long. RefSeq lists its product as uncharacterized. The record is from RefSeq and is a predicted model, not a curated record. Bases 1 to 696 code for a protein of 231 amino acids. Lineage: Eukaryota; Metazoa; Placozoa; Uniplacotomia; Trichoplacea; Trichoplacidae. The transcript is spliced from 7 exons.